AUGGCGUCGAAGAUGGUAAAUGAUUUGAAACCUAAGCGCAAAGAUGGUAAUGUAGGUCUCAAGAUGGAUAUUUUUCUCAAGAUUUUGACACGGUUAGCUGGUGUUUGUUUAGAGGGUUUUCGAAGGUUUGAUUUUUCCCAAAGAUGGUGUUCUUGGAUUUACACGAUUCUUAGUUUGGCUCGUAUUUCUAUUCUUCUUAAUGGUUGUCCAGAGGGUUUCUUCAAGAUUAAUAGAGGCUUAAGGCAAGGCAACAUGAAGAGUUUGGAUAAUAUUCUAGCUUUUCCUGGAAAAUAUCAAUCUUCCUCGGGUCAAACAGUUUGUCGACAAACGAGUAAGGUCUAUUAUGGUGGUGGCUCUUUGAGUCGUUGUAGGACUAUCACGAAUUUAUUAGGCAUGGAGGUUUCUACUUUCCCGGACAGGUAUUUGGGUGUUCAGAUUAUGCCUGGAGCUAUUAAAUAUCGUCACAUUAGCAAUGUGAUUGAUAAAAUCAAGAAGCAAAUUUCCGUCCUUCUUGGUGUUGUUCUUAUUAAUUUUGUAAUUGAUAGUUAUGCCAUUCACAAUAUGGUUGUUUACAAGUGGCCAAGAAAGUUUAUUCUUCAAUGUGAAAGGGUUAUACGCAAUUUUAUUUGGUCUGGGGACUCUGAAGUUGCACGGAAACUUGUUAUCGGUUAUGACAAAGUUUGCUACCCUGUAAAGGAAGGUGGGUUGGGAAUUACAAGUAUUAGGAUGGCUCAUACUAUUUUGGACACAAAUACCAAAGUCCUUCUUCGUGAUGGGAGGUCAAUAUCUCUUUAUUUUGAUGCUUGGUAUGCUAAUGAAAGUAUAGCAGACACCCUAGGUGUUUUGGGGUAA
This is a messenger RNA of Papaver somniferum (opium poppy), 852 nucleotides long. RefSeq lists its product as uncharacterized. NCBI's taxonomy places the organism in Eukaryota, Viridiplantae, Streptophyta, Magnoliopsida, Ranunculales, Papaveraceae. The transcript is spliced from 3 exons. The coding region runs from base 1 to 852 and encodes 283 amino acids. The record is from RefSeq and is a predicted model, not a curated record.